GUUUUAGCUCUUUGGCGAUGGCUAGCGAGAACGAGGAGAAGGAGGCCGUGCGCGUCGCCGUGAAGGAGAUUUUGAGCGAGGAGGACAUGGACGUGGUGACGGAAGGGAUGGUGAGGAAGAAGGCGGCGGAGCGAGCGGGCGUGGAGGUAUCCGCGCCGUGGUUCAAGGGAUUUGUCAAGCAGCUCAUCCAGGAAUUUGUAAGUGCUAGGCAGGACAAGAGCAAGAGAGGAGAAGAAGAAGAAGAGAAAGGAGAUGAGAAUGCUGGCUCCCAAGAAUCCUCCAAAGCUAUGCUAGCGGAAGGGGAGGACGAGAUCAUUUGCCAGCUAUCAGGCAAGAGGAACGUUAGCGUCCAGAAUUUCAGAGGCAAAGCGCUCGUUUCGAUCCGCGAGUACUAUGAGAAGGAUGGGAAAACGCUACCGUCCAGCAAAGGAAUUAGCCUUACGAUCGAUCAGUGGGAGGCACUCAAGAAAGAACUCCCGGCGAUUAGACAAGCCAUCGAAUCACUGCAGUGAAUCGAGAAAAAUCGCGCAAGCGUUUUGUAAGGUUGGAGAGCUUGUAAGUUUGAACGUUGGCGAUUUCUAGCGUGUCGACAUUGUCGUGGUUGUGUGUCGACACAUGGGAAAUUUUCAAUCAAUGUUCUUUAGGGUUGGAUAAAAAUUUAGGGA
Selaginella moellendorffii is the source of this 665-nucleotide messenger RNA. Its product is annotated as RNA polymerase II transcriptional coactivator KELP-like. NCBI's taxonomy places the organism in Eukaryota, Viridiplantae, Streptophyta, Lycopodiopsida, Selaginellales, Selaginellaceae. The record is from RefSeq and is a predicted model, not a curated record. Bases 18 to 512 code for a protein of 164 amino acids. Gene Ontology annotation, biological process: positive regulation of transcription initiation by RNA polymerase II. Gene Ontology annotation, molecular function: DNA binding; transcription coactivator activity. The transcript is spliced from 3 exons.